Molecule: messenger RNA, 590 nt
Organism: Dermacentor silvarum
Lineage: Eukaryota; Metazoa; Arthropoda; Arachnida; Ixodida; Ixodidae
Product: UV excision repair protein RAD23 homolog B-like
Exons: 4
Coding region: 132-578 (148 amino acids)
Biological process (GO): proteasome-mediated ubiquitin-dependent protein catabolic process
Cellular component (GO): cytosol; nucleoplasm
Molecular function (GO): polyubiquitin modification-dependent protein binding; proteasome binding; ubiquitin binding
Source: RefSeq, a predicted model, not a curated record
UCGAGAGUACGGCACUGCGGCUGGGCCCACCUCUACUCUCCUGGCGAGAGUCCGUCUCCUAAGGGCAGAGUUUUAAAUCGCGUUCAACUAAAACCUUCGCGUCGCCGUGGCUGCCUGAAAGAUUGGCGACAAUGAUCGUCACCUUAAAGACGUUACAGCAGCAGACGUUCAAAAUUGAAGUGGACCCGUCAGAAACGGUGAAAGUAUUUAAAGAAAGGAUAGAAGAGAAGAAGGGCAAGGACUACCCCGCACAAUGCCAGAAACUAAUAUAUGCAGGCAAAAUCCUCAGCGAUGACUCCAAAAUGAGCGAGUAUGACAUUGACGAAAAGAAGUUUGUGGUCAUCAUGGUCACCAAGCCCAAACAGUCGGUUGAUGCGACGGCCACGACACCGGGGCCCGGUGCAACAUCAACGGUGGCGUCUGCGGGGAUAGCAAGCGGCACCACCACGCCUGCGGCUGCGGCAGCGACUGGAAAGCCGGCUGCGGAAGCGCAAAAGCCUGCGGAGGCCCUCAGCGGCGCCUCCAAAAGUCCAGCGCAGUCACCGACGCAUUCUGCCGCAACCACACCUACCUCGUGAGUGAAGCCAAGC